AUGCAGAAGGAGCUAGAAGUCCUUCACAACCGCUUGUUUAAAGCAAAAGCGCGUGUGGAUCGGGCUAUGGCCGUUUUAAUAGCAGGUGUACCUGGAUCGGGGAAGACGCAUCUAGCGCGCCAAUAUGUAUUCGCCCAACGCGAGUGCUAUCCCGGAGGAAUAUUCUGGAUCGAUACCAAAUCCCGCGAGUCCGCUUAUAAAUGUUUCUGGGAAAUCGCCCAGGCUGCGACACUAAUAGACCGCAAAGAAGCCGAGGACCCCGAAUACCAAGAGUCUCGGACAUAUGUGAAUGCUGUGCGCAACUGGCUGCAGUCACGCAGCGAAUGGCUGUUGGUGUUUGAUGGCAUUACAUUCGACCAUGAUGACGAUAUCAAUGAAUUCCGACCCUUUCUACCAUGGAAUAAACGGUGCAGUAUCAUUUAUACUUCGAUUGAUGCCACGCUUCGGAAAAAGCAGCGUCUUUUUGAGCCCUAUUGUCUGUCGAUACCUCGUCUCAAAGUGGAAGAUGCUUGCAAACUUCUCUAUAAAGAUCUAGGCAUUAAGAAGCCUACACCAGAACAAACUGCCAAGGCGAAAGAGAUUGUCCAACACUACGAGUGCUUGCCACUGGCUAUUCACGCUAUCGGUCACCGUCUUAAUGCAACAGGAAAACCGAUUGAGAAAUAUCGAGUCAGGCACCAGGUGACCGAUAAAAAGCUUGCGGAGCCGUUUCUGAGCAUCAUGAACGACCUGUUUCGCCUGCAACAACGAGAGGCUCUUAAUUUGGUCAAUUUACUCUCGUUUCUCGGUCAUCACAUUCCUGUGGGACUUCUGAACUUCGGACGGAGUGCUAUGUCCGCUUCUAAUGCGGAGAUUUUGACUAGUGCGCAGACUGGUGAGGACCCCGACCUAGAUACUACAUUAGGAAUCCUCAUCCAUUAUGGCUUGGUUGAGCGAACUUCGGAUGCUGAUGCACUUUUUCAUCAAAAUUGGUCUCCGAAUCAAUCGAUGGAUGAGAAGCCAGCGGAUGCGAAGUUACCUCCAGAAUUGUCAGAGUCAUUGACGGAAAGCAGCCAGGAGGGUUUCUUCUCUAUUUAUCGAGGAAAUCUGGCAGUCGACGUGGUCAAGAUCCACAGUGUCGUGCAAGGCUUCUGCCGUGACGAGCUUCGAAUCAAGGAUGAAGAAUACAAGGACGUUGCUCGGAAAGAUGAUCCCGGAUUCUUCGACUCGUGGCUCAUCCUCGCUACCCAUUUUUUAUGCAAAUCAUACGAGACUGCGAAGGAAAAGAUGGCUCACUAUCAUGACUAUGGAAUUGUUCGUGAUUAUCGCGAAUACGAGACCCAUGCGUCUCGGCUGGCGGAGUUUUUCCCCAAGAAGCCAUCGAUAGGCAAUCACCCACCGGUAAUUCGAGAGGCGCGAGAGAGCCUCCGACAAUUGAUGAAGAGCAUCAGCAAUGAGAUUGACCGCAUGUCGCCCAGUUCUUCGAUGGAAGGUGCCCGAAACCAAAAGUCCGUUUUUGACCGGUCCAGUAGCUCUUCUUCCUCGUUCCCGGAUUCAUCGGCAGAUGAAGGUGGCCUAUCACGCCAGUCAACCUGGGCUUGGACGGAAUCAGGUUCAAUGCGAGCGGAAUCCCCAGAGGAAAUCGUUGCUCCGCCUCGGUUUCGAUUGGAGUUGUUUCCACCUCAUAUCUUUCGACAAGCUGGCUCCGAGUCUGAAGAUGGCUAUGAAACAGACGGUGAAGGAAAGGAAGCGCCUGGGAUUUCUCCUGCACAUUCGCAAAUGAGCCAGGCUACUGAGAAACCGAAGCAGUCCCCAGCUUCGUUGAGCCCACCGGUUCUGUCCGAUGAGCAGGAGGAUUGGCAGGUUGUUGAUCGUCACUCAAGAUUACGUACAAGGCAAAGGCAACCUCGAAAGCGAACAAGAGGACCGUGGCGGUUCCAAAGUGCAAACCCUUUAACUCCUCUUGUCAAAAUCUCGCCGAUUCAAGGAAAAGGCUCGUCCAGUCGUGUGUCCUCAGAAGAAGGAAGCAGCUCUACGAUUUUAGCUUCGGAGGCCGAGAGAGCCCUGGCGGCAGUUCGAAGGUCAAGCAAUAGCCACACAGAAAACACAAGGCCAUUUUCAGCUACCACGCCGUCCAGCAAAGAGAAUGUACCAAGCUACGCAAGUGUUGCCGCCAGACGUAUGCUCAAGACCUCUGAAUUCAUUCCACGUCCGGCUUCUAUGCCUAUGCCUAGCGUAUCGGACCAAGCAUCUAAGCUGCAAAUAAAGGCUUCUACGGAGUCACUUGAUAGCCAGGCAGGUCCUCUUUUUGCAUCUCCAUUAUCGCAUGAGGUGAUGUCCCACGAGAUACUAGCUGGGUCUACCUAUAGCGACCCUGGGCGAGACUAUCUUGCUCAGUCUCUCGGCGCAUUGGACCUGCAUACGGCCCCUGUAUCUCAGAUCCAUUCGCGCCGCCCGUCACUACAAGCAAACUUUGGUCCUACUCGAGACCUUUCUGCUAGUACUCCAUCGAUGCUCCCAUUCGCAGUUCCUAUUCGAGAUCUAUCUGCAAGCACACCCUCUCUUCUAGCCUACACCCCUCCAGUGCCACUGCCGUAUGAUGAGGACAUCACAAUUACGAUACCUCGACACAGACGAUACUCUCAAAAACCUCCAGGUCCUGCCUUCAACUCUCCCAUGGCUCCCAAACCCGCUGCGGUUGCCCACCCAUCCGCCAUCAUGCCAGGCGCCAUUUCGCUUUCCCUAGCUCCAUCGGAUUCAACCAUUGUUCCGGCGCCUGAAAGACCUGGUAAUGAAGCUCUUUCACGCGGCUCCUCUAGCUUCUCGCAUCAAUCUUGGGCUACAGAGCCCGUUCGUUAUCCACCGCGCUUCUCUCCAACCCCAAGCUUCCAGCAACCAAGCGACAUCACCCGCAGUCCUACCCCAAUGAUAUCAUCGCAGCAAAUUCUCGCCGGUACCGGUGGCUGGGCUGCCGAACCCAACUUCCCUGGAAGCGCGAUUCAGUCUGACUUACCAUACCCAGUAUCGUCGCCAGCCCACCCACGCCUCGGAUCGGUGGACGAACGACUUAGUAGCAUGGACCUAGCGUGGGAUCCAGCCAUUGAGCCUGCUCAACUUCUCCAUUUCGGCACCCACCGCGUUGACGUGCGAGAUGCACGCCAGCGCCUCCACGAAGCCGCCCGCCUUCAGACUCCACGCCACGUCCCCACGUAUCACCUUUACCACCCGAACCUAUCGGGGCCUCUGAUCCAGGAAGGCAGACAUGUAUAUGCCCCGGCUCCGGCGCUGGAAAGCUACGGGACCCGCGCGCGGAGCGGCAGUUCGCCGCCGCGGCCGAAUGAUGGCUCAGGAGUGCAGUUCUGA
Penicillium macrosclerotiorum is the source of this 3342-nucleotide messenger RNA. RefSeq lists its product as uncharacterized. NCBI's taxonomy places the organism in Eukaryota, Fungi, Ascomycota, Eurotiomycetes, Eurotiales, Aspergillaceae. The record is from RefSeq and is a predicted model, not a curated record. The transcript has a single exon. The coding region runs from base 1 to 3342 and encodes 1113 amino acids. Gene Ontology annotation, molecular function: ADP binding.